AUGUUGAGUAAUAAGAAUUGCUACAUAAAUUACCAAACCAAUAACAAAAACCUUCUACAGCCUGCGGCUAAAUGGGGUAAGCAUGUAAUUGUCUUGUCGAAGUCGAUUAAUAAGGAAAGUUAUAGCAUGAAAAUUUUGCACAAUACAUUUGGGGAUUUAAUUGGAGUAUGGGCAUCUGCGGACAAAAUCAACUAA
This is a messenger RNA of Debaryomyces tyrocola, 195 nucleotides long. Lineage: Eukaryota; Fungi; Ascomycota; Pichiomycetes; Serinales; Debaryomycetaceae. The record is from the annotation of a GenBank genome assembly.